Messenger RNA from Elephantulus edwardii (Cape elephant shrew), 1179 nucleotides. It is a transcript of the gene PIPOX, whose product is annotated as pipecolic acid oxidase. The transcript is spliced from 8 exons. Gene Ontology annotation, molecular function: flavin adenine dinucleotide binding; L-pipecolate oxidase activity; sarcosine oxidase activity. The record is from RefSeq and is a predicted model, not a curated record. Gene Ontology annotation, cellular component: peroxisome. The coding region runs from base 1 to 1179 and encodes 392 amino acids. Lineage: Eukaryota; Metazoa; Chordata; Mammalia; Macroscelidea; Macroscelididae.
AUGGCUUCCCCCACAGAUCCCUUAGAUGCCAUUGUGGUCGGGGCAGGAAUCCAGGGCUGCUUCACUGCCUACCACCUGGCCAGACACAGGAAGAGAGUCCUCGUUCUGGAGCAGUUCUUUCUGCCGCACUCCCGAGGAAGCUCCCAUGGACAGACCCGGAUUAUCCGAAGAGCAUAUGAUGAAGACUUUUACACCCAGAUGAUGGAUGAGUGCUACCAGACAUGGGCCCAGCUAGAGCGUGAGGCUGGAGUCCAAUUACACAGGCAGACGGGGCUGCUGAUACUGGGAAUGAAGGGGGACCAAGAAUUGCAGAUCAUCCAGGCCACUAUGUCCAGGCAUGGAGUGGAACACCAGUAUCUCCCAUCUGAGGAACUGAAGCAAUGUUUCCCUAAUAUUUGGCUGAACAAGGGAGAAGUGGGGCUCUUGGAAAAAACUGGAGGAGUGCUCUAUGCGGACAAGGCCCUCAGGGCCCUCCAGGAUGCAAUUCGACAGCUGGGAGGCAUAGUGCAAGAUGGAGAGAAGGUGCUAGAGAUAAAACCAGGCCUCCCAGUCACAGUGAGAACCACUUCCAGGAGCUACCAGGCCAAGAGUGUGAUCAUCACAGCAGGGCCUUGGACCAACCGGCUCCUCCGUCCCUUGGGAAUCCAGUUACCUCUCCAGACCCUGAGGAUCAAUGUGUAUUACUGGCCUGAGAAGGUCCCUGGGAGCCAUGGUGUGUCCAAAGCCUUUCCAUGCUUUAUCGCCCUGGACAGGAACCUGGCUCCCCACUACUUCUAUGGGAUGCCUGCAGGAGAGUACCCAGGGCUGAUGAAGGUCAGCUAUCACCACGGCAACAACGCAGAUCCUGAGGAGAGGGACUGCCCUUCUGCGUUCUCGGAUAUCCAGGAAGCUGAGCUGGUGAGCCGCUUUGUCCGAGGUCACUUUCCUGGCCUAGAACCCACACCUGCCAUUAUGGAGCGCUGCAUGUACACGAACACCCCUGAUAAGCACUUCAUUCUCGAUCGCCAUCCAAAGUAUGACAACAUCAUCAUCGGGGCUGGAUUUUCUGGGCAUGGAUUCAAGCUGUCCCCCGUGGUUGGGAAGGUUCUGUAUGAAUUAAGCAUGAAAUUAACACCAUCCUACGACUUGACACCUUUCCGAAUCAGCCGAUUCCCUGGCCUUGGCAAAGCUCACCUUUGA